This is a messenger RNA of Pestalotiopsis fici W106-1, 1596 nucleotides long. RefSeq lists its product as uncharacterized. NCBI's taxonomy places the organism in Eukaryota, Fungi, Ascomycota, Sordariomycetes, Amphisphaeriales, Sporocadaceae. The record is from RefSeq and is a predicted model, not a curated record. The coding region runs from base 1 to 1596 and encodes 531 amino acids. The transcript has a single exon.
AUGUCUCCAAGUCCCGAGCCCACAGCUAGCCAAGGCGCCGACGGCGGCGCGCCCCGCCAUCACGACAAGGAGCCGCCGUCGAUGCACGAUUUCGAGGCCGGCGACAUGCUCACUGACCCGGCAGAAGAAAAUGUACCAACAACGACACGCCGCGAGGUAUGGAGUUGGUACGCCUACUAUAUAGGCGCCAACGGACUCUCCUUGUUCAAUUUUGGUCCGACUGCUUUUCAGAAUCUGCUCUCUCAGGCUGCACCCGAGGACACGGGCCUGCUCCCGUUUGCUGGUCACGAGCGCGAUGUCAACAGCAUCGUCCUCCUCGCCAACGGCAUUUCCUUUGCCAUUCAAGCCAUUCUGUUCCUCAUCAUUGGCGCGUACGCCGACUUUGGUACCGGGCGGCGCUGGGUCCUCCUGGUCUGGUCCGUGAUAGCCUACGGCGUGGGGUUUGGCUGGUUGGGGGUCCACGAUGCAAGCAAGUGGCAAAUUGGCGCAGGCUUGUAUAUUGUGGGAUUAAUUGCCUACCAAAUGACGCUCACGUAUUGGACUGCUGCUUUUCCCUCUCUGGCCAGAAACACACCUCAGCUGAAAGAAGCAGCCUUGGCUUAUCAGGCAGGAGACAUAACACAGGAAGAAAUGGAUCGCAAGGACGAAACAGAACGAAGUCGACUCAGCAACGUGGCCUUUUACAUCCAAUCUCUUGGAGAAAUUGUAAUUCUCGCCAUCAUUGUGGGCAUCAUGUUUGGCGUCAAAGUCGACGCUAGUUCAGCGAACAACAACUGGGGACUGUCGGUCCUCGUCGCCUUUGCCACCGCCUGCUGGCUCGUUCUCUCAAUCCCGUGGUUCUUGAUGGAACAGAAGCGUCCCGGUAUGAAAGUUCCCGAAGGCAAGAAUAUCGUGACGAUGGGGUUCUGGCAAUUGAAAGAGGCGUUUCUGAAAAUGUGGCACCUCAAACAAAGCUUGAUCUACCUGGGGGGUUACUUUCUUCUUGGCGACUCUCUCAACACCACUGUCACGGUCAUUGCGACAUUGCAGAACCAGGUUGUUAGCUACGACACGUUGACACUGACAUACCUUCUUAUUGUUGGGAUAGCGGCUCAAGCUGCCGGCAUCGGCGCCUUCUGGCUGAUACAGAAACGCUUCCACUUGAGCGCCAAGGUCAUGUUCAAUGCGGUCAUGGUCUCCAUCAUUCUUCUGGACGGAUGGGGAAUGAUUGGAAAUUGGACCGACAAAUUUGGCUUCAAGAAUGUUUGGGAGAUUUGGCUCUACCAGGCAUUUUAUGGUCUCUUUGUGUGCCCAUGGUACAGCUACUCACAGAUCAUGAUCAGCUCCGUUACACCCAAGGGCCACGAGUUCUUGUUCUUUUCUGUUUUCAACAUUAUUGGAAAAUCGUCGAGUUUCAUUGGUCCAUUUAUGAGCAGUGCCAUCAUUGACGCUUCACCGGGCGGCAGCAACAACAGCGCCCCUUUUUACUUCUUGUUCGCACUCACUUUGGUCAGUACCAUUUUCAUCUGGGCAUUUUUGGACCUGGAAAAGAGUGCGCGGGAACAGGAGGAUUAUCUCGUCAAGGAGAAGGCUCGCUUGGGGGAGCUUGCCCACUAG